Aedes aegypti (yellow fever mosquito) is the source of this 1467-nucleotide messenger RNA. Its product is annotated as F-box/LRR-repeat protein 20-like. The record is from RefSeq and is a predicted model, not a curated record. Lineage: Eukaryota; Metazoa; Arthropoda; Insecta; Diptera; Culicidae. Gene Ontology annotation, cellular component: SCF ubiquitin ligase complex. Gene Ontology annotation, molecular function: protein binding. Gene Ontology annotation, biological process: SCF-dependent proteasomal ubiquitin-dependent protein catabolic process.
AUGGCGAUGCUCUUGAGGUUUAACAAUCCUGGUAUAACGGCCCUAGCUCAGGCUAAAACUACGCUUCAACAUCUGGAUUUUUCGAAAUCAGUACGGUUUACAGACUCUUGUUUGCAUAAAAUUUGUCAUCAUUUGCCGAACCUAGUUUCACUGAAAGUUCGGCGCUGUCGGGCCUUGACGGAUCUUGGAAUAACAGAAAUAGUACGAUUGGAAAAACUUCAAGUGUUGGACAUUUCUGAAUGUGAAUCUGUAACGGGACAAGGUAUUAUUAAAGGUAUCGCUUCCAAGUUGAAUCCCAUGUUACUCGAACUUUAUGUCAGCGCACUAAAUCUAUGCGAGAGCUCGGUAACAAAAAUUGCACAAUGCUUUCCUUCGUUACGAGUGCUUGAUCUGAGUUACUGCUUUCAUUCAGUGUCAGAUCUUUGCUUGCAAAUGAUAUUCAAAAAUUUAAUAUGGUUGAGACAUCUGAACCUAGAUUGCUGUGAUAAGAUAUCAGAUAGUGCUAUGACUGGUGUAGGAAUGUUGCAAAAAGUUCAAGAUUUCGAAAUAAACAAGACAACGGUAGUCCAACCUGUAACACCUAGUAGUUCUGCUAGUGACGAAAUUGAUCAGAUGCCACCGAUUUGUAAUCGGCCACCAACAGGCAAUAUAUCAGAAGAGCCUUUUAGAAUUUCUCUUCGUAGUAAGGCAGAGCAAGAGAUCGUUAAUGAUGCGUUGCGGAAAAGAGCUAUGAUGGAUAUGUCACAAAACGAAUUCCACAAAGAUGAUGCUAGUACUGGAUACUCUAUCGAUCGUCUUAAAGGAUUGCGAGUGCUACGGCUAUCUCAGUGCAAUAAGUUAUCAGAUAUUUCUUUGAUGUAUGCUUUCAAGUUAACGGAAUUGAAAGAAAUAAGCUUGGCAAAAUGUCAGCAAAUAUCUGGGGUGGGCAUAAAAUCAUUAGUGCAAAACUGUCCAUCCCUUGAAGUUGUGGACUUAAGCGAAUGUCAUAACGUAAAUGAUAAAGCAAUUGAAAUGAUCGCCAUUCAUUUAAGACGCCUGCAGACUUUGUCUCUUGAACGAUGUUUCCAACUUUCAGAUUUCAGUUUGGACUAUAUUGCGAUUCAUUGUAAAGCACUGCGGACACUGGAUGUAAGAGGCUGUCGCAAUAUGUGCGCUGAACCAAAUCUACGGCUAGUCAAUGUGCCCACUCUUCGGACUGUUCACGCCAGCAAACCCGGUCCUUAUAUGGGUGAACCAGGUUAUUUUGUGAAGAAACCACCCCCACCUCCGAUGCCAAAACGUAUUUAAUAUUUAAUAUUACUCGAUGCUGGUGGAUUGUUGAUUGUUGUUUUGAUACUGAUUAUUUAUUUCUUAUUGUUUUAAAUAUUAUUUUCACCCAGUAUUUUGUAAUUGUAUUUGCUCAUUUAUUGUUGUUAUGAAUCAAACAUUUGUAUAAAACAUGAAUAAACAAACGAAUUUACUUGUGAA